This is a messenger RNA of Amoebophrya sp. A120, 154 nucleotides long. The record is from the annotation of a GenBank genome assembly. NCBI's taxonomy places the organism in Eukaryota, Dinophyceae, Syndiniales, Amoebophryaceae.
CACCAGCAGCGAGAGGACUGCUCGAGGCCUGGUUGUACCAUUACUUCAAAUCGACACUACGUCACGGAGCUGGUGCGCAUGGCUCCGGAAGGAGUUGUGCUGAAAAAGCAGAGUGGUUGUAUAGCCUCUACUACCUCCGCAAAUCAUAAUCCGG